This is a messenger RNA of Tyto alba (common barn owl), 9651 nucleotides long. RefSeq names its product centromere protein C (gene CENPC). Bases 162 to 2903 code for a protein of 913 amino acids. Gene Ontology annotation, molecular function: centromeric DNA binding. The record is from RefSeq and is a predicted model, not a curated record. Gene Ontology annotation, biological process: kinetochore assembly; spindle attachment to meiosis I kinetochore; attachment of mitotic spindle microtubules to kinetochore. The transcript is spliced from 18 exons. NCBI's taxonomy places the organism in Eukaryota, Metazoa, Chordata, Aves, Strigiformes, Tytonidae. Gene Ontology annotation, cellular component: kinetochore.
GUGUCGCUGGUACGCGCGCGCAGUGGGAAGGCGCUCGCGGUUUGAAAGCGGUGGGGGGCUGGGGCGGGGGCGGCAGCUUGGCCGGGUCCCGGUCCCGGUCCCGGUCCCGGUCCCGGUCCCGGUCCCGCGAUCUGUCUUCGUUUUCCUCACGGCGGCUCGGGAUGGCAGCGGCCCUGAAUCAUUUUAAAAAAGACUACAGAACAAGAUUCUGCCAUGGAGGAAGAAAUAAGAUUGAUGUACAGCCAGGUCAAAAUGUACUGCAACUCAUACAGGAUUGUUUUGAAAGUUGUGUCAGUGAUCUUACAAUAAGAUCUCCAAAUGCAGCUCGUUGCUCGACUCCUAUUGUCAGAAAUGAGAGGAGGACUUCAGUACAGAGCCAAGGGCCAAAGGCAGGAUUAACAAACUCUGUGAAAAGAGCCUCUAAUUCUGCAGAGCCCUUACCUGCAUCACCACUAAAACCAGUCAGCAGCAGAGGAUGGUCACAUGAAUCAUCCCUGAAGCCUGCAACAGAUGAUUAUGUAGCUGAUUCUAAAACAACAAAGUCUCCUGUGUCUAAAAGAGAAACAGAUAAUACAUUAAAAGAUGCUGAAGCCCUGUGCAAAAGUCAUGCUCUGGUUUUGGACCCUGCGGAUGAUCAUGGGUCUGUCGGAUCACCUAUCCUUGUGGAGGAAGUGAAUAGUUCUCCUGAGUAUAUAUUACACUUUGACCAAAAUACUCCUGCUGCAGUGAAGAGGCACGUGGAAGUUGAAAAUUUGGAAGGACCUCAGACUGGGAGAGAUAAGGUUGUUGUGCAAGGAACAGAACAUAUUGCUACGUCUUCUGUGCAAAAAGAGAAGACUUUCUCUUCAGUUGUCUUAGCAGCUGUAGCAACAGAAACGCCUGUAAAAAGGUAUUCAGUGUCAUUAUCACUGCCAUCACCUCCUCCUGUGAAGGAUCAAGAUAUAGAAAGUGAAUGUGAAUUUUUAAUCGAUGAAUCAGAUAGUAUAUCUGUUAAUUCUUGGUUUACCAGACCCCAUAAGAAUGAAAAAUCAAAAGAUGGCUCUGCAACUCCUGUUUCUAAAUCUCUGCCUUCUGAAAAGAAGGCAGAGAGCAAGAAAAGCAAGAACAGAAAAGUACGGGUUGAAGCGCUUACUAAACAGGAAAGGGGUGAUUUGGAUGUCGGAGUGCAUGACUUCAGAGGAACGUCAGAAUCAGAUCCAGUCUCUAACAGUGAAGGAAAGUUCCUUAAAUCUCAAAGGCAAAACAGUACUCAUAGGGGAAAGACUAAAAAGGAUGCACUUAAGCAAGGCUCUCCAAAACAGAAAAAGGACCUGUCCCGGAAACGAAAAGUCGAAGAACCGAAGUUGUCACAGUCUGGAUUUGAAACAGAAACAUCUGAUGCAGAACAAUAUAAACCAGUGGUGGUUCCAAGUGAGGAUUUGCUUAUGCCAUCAUCUGGGCAUCAGCAAGAACAGGCUGUGCCUCCAAAAAAGAACGGCAGGUCAUUCAGGUAUCUGCAGUUGGCUUCAAAAGCUUCCCAGAAGUCAGUUCACAAGAAACAAACUGCUAAACGGAAACUUCCAAAAGAUACAGUAGCUAACAGAGUGACAGAAAGUUGGAGGAAGAAGCUUAAAAAAGCUGUCAAGAAGAAUAGUAAUAAAAGGCCUCAGUUACAAAGAGAGGAGAGUUCCAACAGUGAAUCUGGUGAAGAGCAGCUUGAAAGAGAGCCUGUAAGGUCAAAGAAAGUCUUUUCCUCGCCCCUGAAUGAGGAAUUACAUACUUCUGUUGGUCAGAAUUUGUCUACAUCUGAAGAGCGUGAAAAUGUAUUGCAGACACUGGGGUCGUUUGGUAGUGCAAAUAAAACUUGUGUAGAAGCACUGCAGCAUCUCACAGACAGCGUGAAGAAAUCUGAAAAGAAACAAUCUUCAGCUAAGUCUUUAGGGAAGAUGCCUAAAAAGAUUAAUCGCAGUAAAGGUGUUUGCACGAACCGUAAGGACACUGAGUCUGAAAUGGAUUCUAACAGCUCUACUGUACAGAAAAUGGCAAGAAAAAAAAAGAAGCUAUCAGAUACGAAAAUAAAAAAUAACAAAAGAAAACAUAACGCACGACAUGGACCACAAGAUUUCUUUGCAACUGAGAAGGCUACGAGUCAUGAAAGUGAGCCUGUUCUAGAACAUUGUGGUAAGUUUGCUUCUGGAAGUAAGUCAUCUGAAGAGGCUAAUACAUUUUCAGAUAAUUCUGAAGACUGGAAUUGUCAAUUAAGAGAUCUGCUGUCAGACAACAUAGCAAGGCAUAAAAUAGUAAUGCCUUCCAACACACCUAAUGUUCGUCGCACAAAAAGGAUACGACUGCAACCUCUGGAAUUUUGGCGAGGCGAGCGUGUAAACUAUAUAAUGAGGCCUUCAGGAGGGCUUGUUAUUAAUGGAAUAGUGUGUCCAAAACCAGCACCUUGCAGGAAUAUUAAGUGGAGAAAUGGUCGUAAGAACAAGCAGAAAAGAGGUGAAACAAGAAGUGAGAUACCUGCAAGUUUGGAUCACGCCCUAGCUGAUACUUCUAAGCCAACCACUGUACUGGACCCAGUAACAAAUGAGGAAGUACUUCUAGAAUGUAUUAACACUGAAAGCAGUCACUCAUGCGUCUUCAAAGAUGAAUCGGUAGAAAUAUAUAAAAAUUUGAAUACAUCAGAUUUUGCCAUUGGUAGAUUGAUUCUGAAACCAUUAAAGGAAAAGGGUCACCAAUUUGUCCACAUGGAUACAAUAGCUUUCCAUAUUAUCUACGGCGAAAUUAUUGUUACCUUACAUAAGACAUCAUAUCAUCUAACUACAGGGGACUACUUCUAUGUUCCAGCAGGAAAUGGAUAUAACAUACAGAACCUUCUGAAAAAAGAAAGUGUUCUUCUCUUCACACAACUUAAAGACAGGUGAAGAACUUUCUGCAGAAGUUUGCUGAAACACUUUUCAAGCUUUUGUAUAUUUUGAAGUUCUCUUUACAUACAAAAAGUAUUUGAGCGUGCCCAGCUUAACAUUACAAGUUAAUACAGAGCAGCUGAAAUGAAUGAAGAAGAGUUCAGAACAAUACCAAAAGAACCUCAGUAGUUUGCUAUUAAACCGAAAUGACAUACUGAAGGGCCUCACUCUGCAUCAGUUACUGUUCUUGUGUCAUCCAAAGACAGAAGGAUAAAUGUGUAAAAUUUGUGGGUAAAGCACAUUGUUGUUCCAAAUUGUAUUUAUAUGCUUAAUGCUUUUAAAGUCACUUAGCACUUGAAAAAAUGUUGACAUCUUCAGCUAACAUCUGAUAGUCUUAAUGUCUGCCUGGUACAAACUGCUUAGAAUAAUGUCUUUUUAAAUGCAGGAGCAUGCUGUUCUCAUUCCAGUAAUUGUUGUCUAGGAAAUGGGCUGCUAGAAUGCUUCUGUGCUGGGUCCAGCCGCCUUCUAGUGUGUUAAUGACAGGUGUUUCUUCCUUGUCUAGCAGAUGUAUGAUUAGUGCCUCAAGUUGUAAAAUGGGAGCUCUUAAGUAGGAGCUUAUCUGUUUUAUCUUUUGUGUGGAAGCUAUGGCCUGAUUAGCUCUGAACAUUGUGGAUAGCUUUAUUUUGUGUAACAGUGAUGGGUCCUUGCUAAAUGUAUUACUUUAAUAUCUCCUUUUGUUUUGCUUGCUGUGUUCCUGGAUAAUAAUGAGGACCUUUGGGAAAACUGUUAUUGUACUGUGUACUCCAGAAGCCAAGUCUAGACAGCAGAUGGUAUAUGUAGCAUUUGUCUCCCAAGCUCUUCAAGGUUCCUUCUGGCUGAAGAUAAGGACAAGCUACAGCUAUUCUGGUAGGGUGCUUUCUCUCUGUGGUCACUGCUAUUCUAGAAGAGGAGGAGGUAGAGAAAACUGAAUUGGAAUUGUAAACUUCAGGGACUUGAGGAUUGACCUUUUAAACAGUCUUGGCCAUGAUCUUAAAUCUAGAAGUAUACAUUAAAGUAGGAAAGAUGAAUUGGCUUUACUGCUUCUCUUAAGCUUUCCAACUGCCAGCUAACUUACUGUGUCUGUGAAAGGGCCUGGACACCAACGUUACCAUGCUUCUGUGAAAGACCCUUUAGAUUGUGGAAUUUGAGGUAGUGUAUUUUUAUCAUUCUCUUUUAAGCAGUAGUUCCUGUGAUUAGUGCAUAUAUAGACUGAUGGGGGAAUACUUAGCAGUUAUGUGGCAUUGUUGCAUUCAUGGCUAGGUCAUGCCUAACUCUGAGAAGACAAAAGAGAAGAACAUGCCUAUUGCCAUUUAGUUUUAUCUUGGUCUUGAUAUGAACUGUUUGCUGUCAAAGUUCAGACAGCACAGAAGGACCUUUUUUUUCAGUUUAAGAGUUAAAAUUAAAAAAAACCCCACAGUUACAGGUGAUGAUAAUGUGAUGUUGUCAGCUUUUCUAAAUUUUGGGUUUGGUUUGGUCUCUUCAAGGUCAGCAAGAUUCAGGUAUUAUCCCUUCUUUGUUGGAGCCAUACUAGCUACCAGAUGGGCACACAUGCUGUCUCCACUGCCUGAGGGGAUCCCACCCACUAAAGUGUUUAGUUUGUAAGCCUUUCCACUCCUCAUGCCUGCAGAGGUCUGGAAAUUUGCCACUUGGAAAACGAUACAGGGCUAGCAUUACACCAAAGUUCUUCUGUUCCUCACCCAAGCAUGUCUCCCAGUGUUCAGGGCAUGGCUGUGGUGGUCUCUGAGCCCAACAGCUCCUUGGUUCCAGCUGAAAGUCAGAACAGGAACACUUUUCUGUUGUGUUAAAGGCCAGGGAGUUCAAAAGGAAGAUACCCUGCACAUUUUCUUCUGCAUUACCUGUCUGCAGAUUGUGUAGCAGAAGGAUAUUUUGAGUGGUUAGUGAACAUGUAUAUGGACUAUGGAGCUCAUGGCCCUGAAGAAAAGUGUGGAUGUGUGUUGUAAUGGAGCUCAAGGCAGCCUGCUGCUUUCCAGCAAUGUGUUCCAGCCUGGUGGGCUCUGAUGAGAUACGUUGCCAUUGUUGUAUCAGGCACCGAUGUGUCUUCCCUGACUGCACUGUACUGCAACCUGGCAGCAAGGUUUUGAGUGGAUUUUCUUUUGGGUUAUGAGUAAAUGAUGAGAAAUAUGUCCUUCAGGGUAUUUUCUUAAGCAGAAUAACAUGUGUGCAGACCUUUUCCUGACACAGGCUGGAAAGUGGCAGAUGUUCAAGUGCAGGUUUUUGGUCAGCAUGCCAUGAAUGUCUGUGUCUGUGUUUUCCUAGUUCAAUGGCUGAUAGUGUCAACAGAAUUGGGUGAUUUUGGUAAAGUAUGCAACUUUUUAGGCUGGAUGGUUUUGUUGCUACCUGACUAGUCGUUUUCUUGGAAGAAAUGUUCUGUAUGGCUUGCAGAGAAUGUUUUGUAGUUGCACUACAUCUCAAAAUGUAUAUGUGUUAUUUUUUUAAGUAGCAAAAUCAAUUGUACCUAGUGUGGUGAUGUAUCUAGGAUGUUGUUUUAGUUUAUCAACAAUUCCACUAUUUGUCGCUAGAUGGUGCUUCAAGCACAGCUGUUUGUCCUUAGCUGGCAUCUAUGGUUGAGAGGGUUUUGGUGUUUGAAAGGAGGAAGAGUAUGUUACAGAUGGAGAUAAAUUCAGUUGAAUUCUGUUGCAAGUAAAUGUAAAUCAGUUGCCAUUAACGUUAGGACUUGGCACUGAAACUUGCUAAGUUCAUUCUGUUACCAUGUAUGCUGUACUAGUUGCAACCACUUGCUCAAAGUUGUUUUUUAAAACAUUAGUGCACAGCAGGAGUUAAGUUGUGCUAGGUUGUUCACCAUUUGUCUGGAUUGCAUUUUAAAUUAUUUUCUUCAGCUUGACACUUGUAAAAAAACUUGAUUCCAUGUCAUUAGCCUGAACAUAGUGUGAGGAGGUACAGGAGAAUGUUCUGAAUAUCGAGUCCUAUGGGUGCUGAAUUGUGCAGUGUGGCAAACAAGAAUUGCUUGUUAGCUGGCGUUUCACCUCUACCUGGUCUUGCUUGGCUUCCGUUUCCUACGUUUUUCUAUACAUCAGGCUACCAGUAGUCAUGGGUAACCUUUUGGUGGUCUGAUCUUUUUUCAUUUACCAAAUGGGAUGUUGCAAAGAAAGAAAACAGGCUUCCUUGAAAUGUGAGAAGUUAGCAUUCUUCUUCCUGCGUGUGUGAUUAUUUUUAUCAGCAUCACUUCUGUUGAGUAAUCUAACUUCUACCAAUUACUGUGGUGGUUUCAAAUGGAUACAUGCCAAAUUAUUUAGACUUGGUAAAAUGCUGAAGUAAUAGCCUGUACAGAGCAUGUUGUGGUCUGUAGCUUAAAUAUGUGUUCUUAGGGAUUCUAUAAUGUUGUAGAAUGUUGCUUUCUAUAAUGUUGUAGAAUUUGUAAAAUUGCCUGUUGUAGCUUUUAAAACAGCUUUUAAAUAAUUUAAUAGACUAUAAUGGCUUAUAUAUUCAGCUCAGAUGGUGCAACUUUUUACUUACACUAGAGUACACGACAUCACCUGUAAUAGUAGUAGAGAUCUGAGCCAGGACUGUGUUUUGCUAGGCCAAAGUCAGCCAGUGUUAUCUGCUGUGGAGUGAAGCUGGGAUUGUCCUCCUGAGAUACUGCCUUUUCUGUUGCUUGUCUGGUACACAUACUGUUCCUGGAGGAUAUCACGGGGUUAGUAUGUUAAUUCGUUGCUUUCUGUCAACAGUAAUUGAGAGAGCUGGAAACAAAAGCUGGGUCUCUUAUUUUAUCAGCUUCGUGUUAGUAGGUACAUGUGUUCUAUGGUAGGUAUUGAGGUCACAACUUAGAGGCUUGCUUUAAGGAGCUUAACUGCUGAUGUCCCACCACAAUAGAAAGUCAGAUUUUUGAAGGCUUUGGCUCCCUUUGAAAAAAAUAACUGGUCAACAGGUUCUUUUCAAAGUCUAUCUUUUUGUAGUUUCAUUUUGCUAGAAAGCUGUUCCUGUUUUAUUAAACAAAGCUUUAUCGUAGUUUUAAAGCAGCAGAAGAAUGGUUGCAAAACUGUCAGAUAUGUGUGCACAUCCAGAUUUAUCCAACUUUGUAAACAUGAAAUAGGAGAAUCUGAGCUGAGUAAUUACAGAAAAAUAAACAGCACCAAUAAAACAGUGGAACAUACACAGUUUCUUCUAUUUUUUCAAGUACACAGCUGAAUUGGUUAUCUGCAGAUGAUUUUAAAUUAACAGUUGGGGAAUGCAAUAAACCUAAAGAGCAAUUUCCUCAUUGCAUAACAGCUGAAAAGGCAUUUCCAUAUGAAGGAAUGUUUCUUACAUUUCUAUAGAUGUACAGACUCUGUUGCAUGAUGUCUUUUCUGACAAAGGAUUUACUUUAAGUGGUGAUUGAUUGCAGAUAAUGCAUCUAACUGAAGAGUAUGGAACAUGCCUCUUUAGUGGUAUUGACAGCUGUUGUAACUGAAUAUCUUAGUCUUUCUAAGCUGGUUCGUAUCACUUCAUGGAUGUUCACAAAUGUAGUCGGAAGAGAUCUGGAAGCCAAAUCUCAGGUUGCAUGGAAAAGCUUCGUUUAGGAUUUGACAACCGAAGUGAUUCCUACGGUCAAGUUCUAAGGUGAAAACAGUAGUUUAUCAUCAGUCAGAACAGUUGUCUGCGGGUUAUUAGGGAACACAUAAAUUAAAAGGAGUGCCUGCAGAGCUCCUCUGUGUUCUUAGGCCCACCCACAAAGCUCCUGAUCUGGUUUGCUUAGUUUAAACUCCUGUGCCCAAGUAAAGACACAUACAAAAGGUUGUAAAACCACAUUUACUUUGCAUUUCUGCAGUCUUUUCUUGUUUGGAGCACAAGAGGGGCAGUAAUCGAAAGAAGGAGCUGAAAGAAGCGGGGUGUUUACUUUCUCAGUCUGACUGUUCACCUGAGAUACAAAUCUAAAAGCAUUCACAGAAAAACAUAUUAAUGUCCUGAGUAAGAUAUUUAACUUCUCUUUGCAGCUGGAUAGGUAAGGACUUUUAAAUUUGAAAACUGAAUACUUGCAUUACUCUUGAUGACUAUUUAGGAAGUUGAUUAAAUGGGUACAAUAGCUGUUAACACACAUUAUUUUAGUUAGCUGAUUACAUUUUUUUUUUCAUGGUCAUGGUGUUUGAAUCUGCCUUUUCCUGUGUAGUCAGUAACAGUAGCUGAAAUGAGAAUUGAUCAAGAUGGCAGAUGCAUGAUAAUGCUGUGUGGGUGUCUUCUGGAAUAAGCAUGCCAUAAAGUUGGAGAGGAAAGGAAUAAUAUGAGAGGUGUAAAGAUAAUGAACAGCUACAGCAGCAUCCAGAGGUGUUGCAGAGUGGCUUGUCUAGGUUGUGCAAACGGUUUUCAAUGAAAUGCAGUAACUUUUGGAAAAGCAGAAUGUGACUCUUCUGAUUGGUUAGGGAAACCUUUCUGGUGUCGGUGCCGUGAGAACACAGCUGCCCAUGCUGAUAACCUACACUCCUGGUUUGGGAUUCUAGCAGUGCUGUGAUCACUUGCGUUUAAGAGCAUUAAGUCAUCUUAUCUAAAACUGCAGGAUUCAGCUAAUGAACAUGAGGUAUAAUCCACUGAACAAGUAGCCUGAACUUGCUGAAUUUUAUCCUUUCUUUAUGUUAUCAUCACUUGUGCUGUAGUACAGAGGGGGUAAUUACAAGAAAUUAACUUUCAUUUCAGUUAAGUUUUUUUCAAACACAAUCUGAACUUGAAAUUUUAUUGCUGACAAGGAGGGGGCUCCCCUAGGAUGCAGUAGCCUAUACACUGAAGAAACUAAGUCCUUCUAUAUUUCAGUUAGUGCCAAGUCAGCUCUGAGGCUAAUUAAUCAAAACAAAUUUACAAUUAAGCCCAGGAAGGAAAACUAAUUAAGUAGCCAGUUGAGAAAAAGUGCUGAAGGAAGGAGCAACCUUAAGGGGAAUGUAUGAGACUCCCAGUAUUGGCCCAUGAAGGACAAUUAAGUGAUAAUUGCAGAGGCCUUUUGUAUCCAGCAAAUGUUCUCUGACUUUUAUUAUGGCUGAUUUUCUUCAUAUUGGCUGUUGAGCAACUAAGCUUUACUGUGCCCUCUUAAGGUAAUUCAUAGGUAAAGCACAGAGGUCGCUGUAGGAAUAAAUUAGAACACAGCUGCUAGACUUGAACAGUCUUUUAGCUUGCAAGAAAGCCCCACUGUAUUUUCUCACUCAGAAGUGAUGCAGAGCUUCCUUUGGCCACCAUUCUUUGAAAGACUUUUGUGCAGUUUUAAUCCCAAGAAGGUCGUUUUAGGAUGUCACUGGCAAAGCAUUUGUUAUCAUCACCUGUGAUUUUCCAGACUUCAGAAUCAGAACUGAGACUGCCUCAGGCCGGCAUGGUUGCCCUUGAGCCUCAUCCAUCUGUGGAGGCUGGCUCUGCAGUGCUGGAGGAAUCCGUCCCAGCACCAUUCACCCUGGCCAGACCUAUCCCAGAGCAUCAUAGCAUUGUGCUUUUUGCUCGUCUUGCAGCACUAGUUCAGCGUGCUGGUGACUUCCUUUGCCUUGGCACGAUCUUGCCGUGGAUCUGCCAUCACGUGGGCACCACGCCGUACCCAGAUUUUGGAUUAGAGGCUACUCCAGGCAUUCACCUACUCUUACAUCUCUCUCACUCUUGCCACUGGGAAUGCUGCUUGGCACCAGCUGGUUUUUGCACAGAGGUCUAGCAUGGCAGUGUGUCCAUUGCUGCAGAUAAGGAUGUGGAUGCAUAUGCCCUCUCACACCCCAUUGCUGCCUGAUUUUCCUGGUAAAUGCCAAGA